Molecule: messenger RNA, 1987 nt
Organism: Osmia bicornis bicornis
Lineage: Eukaryota; Metazoa; Arthropoda; Insecta; Hymenoptera; Megachilidae
Product: leucine-rich repeat-containing protein 40-like
Exons: 10
Coding region: 1-1851 (616 amino acids)
Molecular function (GO): protein binding
Source: RefSeq, a predicted model, not a curated record
AUGAAUUAUGUGUCCACUGACAAUAAGAACAAUAUGAGUGAUGCUAAAAAGAAAGUCGAUCAUUUAGCAAUAUUUAAGCAACGAACGAAAACUGAUGACAAUGCGGAAAUGUCUGAGGUUACUAUUAUAUCUGCGAGAAAAACUGGAAAUUUAAACCUCUCAUCGAGAGGAUUGUUUACGGUACCUGACAGAGUAUGGAGUAUAAAUGAAUUAACUGAUCAAGAAGUAAGAGAUCUACAUUAUGAACUUGAUUAUGUACAUGAAAAUGAGCGAUGGUGGGAGCAAGAACCACUUAAGACAUUAGACUUAAGCUUUAAUAGCUUGGCAAUAAUUGAUUCCAAAAUAGAAUGUUUAUCAGAGCUGACCACAUUACUUCUACAUGAUAAUUUGUUAGAGGAUUUACCUUCUGAAAUUGGAAAUUUAAACAAAUUAAAAAUACUAAAUUUAUCAAAUAAUAAGUUGAAACAAUUGCCAUCCCAAUUUUACCAAUUGAAUGAACUUCAGGAGUUACGCUUGAAAAAUAAUAGCAUAAAUAUACUUGAUCCAGCAGUUGGAGACUUAAUUAUGUUAACUCAUUUGGAUCUAUCCUACAAUAAUUUAUCUGAAUUACCAGUGGGAAUGGGAUAUUUAGUGAGAUUGAAAUCUUUGGAUUUAAGUCACAAUAUGUUAAUAGAAUUACCACCAGAUUUAACAAAUAUGAGAGCAUUAAACAAGUUGGAUGCGAGUUGUAAUCAAUUGGAAGUGUUACCACCUCUGGGUGAAUUGAGAAAGGUAGAAACAAUGAUGUUGCAAACUAACAAAUUAAUAACAUUUCCUGAUAUAUCUGGUUGUACAUUAUUGAGAGUACUACAUUUGGCUGACAAUAAUAUUACAGAAAUUGACAUGUCUUGUUUGGAAGGUGUAGGACGAUUAAAAGUUUUAACAUUAGGCAAUAAUAAAAUUGAAACAAUACCAGAGGAAAUAAUGAAACUUGUAUAUUUAGAAAUUUUUGAUCUAUCACACAACAAAUUAACUAUAGUACCAAGCCAAGUUGGUAUAAUGCCCAAUUUGAAACAAUUUGUGAUUGAUGGAAAUGAUGUACAAAAUAUAAGAGCUGAUAUAAUAAGGUGUGGUACACCUAGAAUUUUAAAGCACAUACGACAAAGUAUUAAAAGUACAAGUAACUUAAGUACAAAAGAAUGUGUGAUAACAGACGCCAAUCCAAGUAUAUAUCCAGAUAAAUAUACAAUGCAAAGUACAAAGCUGCUUAGUUUGGCUGGACAAAACCUUAUUGAAUUGCCACACGAAGUGUUGGAGAAUGCAUGCAAAGCUGAUGUAAGCAUAGUGGAUUUAAGUAGAAAUAAACUUUCUGAGUUACCUGAUCAAUUGUGUAUGAUAGCCACGAUUGCUGAUUUAAAACUAGCAUCUAAUGAAUUAACACAUAUACCAGAAUGGAUUGGUGAGAAAUAUAAAUACCUACAGGCUUUGGAUUUAAGUAAAAAUUUUCUAGAAUCACUACCUUCUACACUUGGUUUACUUAAAUAUUUGCGAGAAAUUAACAUUUCAUUUAACAGGUAUAAAGAAAUACCAGAAUCAGUUUAUGAUAUUGAUUCUUUGGAAAUAUUAAUUGCAAACAACAAUUCAAUUACAAAUAUUGAUGUAUCAUAUUUACAAAAACUACAGAAGUUAGCAACAUUAAAUCUUGGGAACAAUAAUAUUGGCUAUGUACCACCAGAGUUGGGUAACUUAAAGAAUAUAAGAAAUUUAAUUUUGUCUGGCAAUUGCUUCAAGCAACCACGGCAAGCAAUUUUGGCAAAGUCUACAGAAGAAAUUCUUGCUUACCUUAGAGACAGAAUACCACGUUCAAAUUAAAAAGCUGUUGAAAUCCAUUUAAAUGUUUAGUCCACUUGGAUGAAUGUUGUACAGAAUUAACAAAAUAUUUAAGAUGCCAAUUAUAAAUUGUUAUCUGAAGAUCACAUUUUAUAAAUAAAUUAUUUUUAAAACUUAA